Molecule: messenger RNA, 1200 nt
Organism: Penicillium mononematosum
Lineage: Eukaryota; Fungi; Ascomycota; Eurotiomycetes; Eurotiales; Aspergillaceae
Product: zinc finger protein
Exons: 1
Coding region: 1-1200 (399 amino acids)
Source: RefSeq, a predicted model, not a curated record
AUGGAUCGCAAACCAGUGAGCAUCGAGCUUACCUCACAGUUGCACCCUCCUCCCGACCCACGUGAAGCCCUGAGCCGGGUCUUAUCGAGCUCCGUUACUUCUACAGCGUCCUCAUCCGCGUUACUCAACACCGCACAACAGGAAGCUUCAGUUGGCUUCCGUACCAUUGGCUUUGGCCAAUGUGGAAUGGUCUUCGAACGACCCGGUCGAUCAUAUGCUGUCAAAAUCGCUCGACCGUCAUUCGAAAAUGCCCUUUGGGCAGACUUCCAAGCACACUUCGCAAUUUAUCGAGCGUUCAAAAACCAGCAGUCCGUUGAAGUACGCAUUCCCCGGAUUUUGUCAUACGUCACAAAAACCAACGAUAAAUGGUGGGACUCCCAUGUGAAUCUUUUUCAUGGGUCACAUCCUUCUUUCCCUCUGCCUGCAAUGGCCUUGAUCACCGAAAGGAUACUUCCACUGCCUAGGCUUGCUCGACAAGCUCUAAUAGAUGCCUAUUGUCCCGGGCCGUCGCAACUCGCCGCAGCGGCUGAAGACACUAACCGGGAUUGUCUUGCCCGUAUCUAUCUCGGCCGUCGACGUGGUGCGAAUGAUCCUCCGCCACGCAACUUCACAUUGAGAAACUUCAACUUGUGCCUUGAUCAGAUGAUCGAACUGAAUCUUCCUAUUCAGGAUUAUGCCAGAGCUAUUGGGCAGGCCUUGGCGAUCAUGCAUUGGUCGGCAAACGUCGAUGGCUAUGACGUUGAGUUUGUGCUAGGCAGCGAACGUCAGAAAACAUAUACCAAAGAUGUUUCUCGUUCAUUGGGACUCACCCCAGAGCAGGUUAUGAAGAUGCCUCCUAACACAGACAUCGACAACAUGAUACGUGUCAAGUGUCAACGCCGAAGCACUCGCAUCUGGAUUCUAGACUUCAAUUUGUGCAAUAUAUGGGAAGAACGAAUGGGACUUGAAAGGCCGGAUGACUUGGUAGCUCAUCUCGUGGAAGCAUUUUUUGAAAACGACCCAUACUACCCUCGUCCAUCACUGGACCUUGAACCUGAAAAGACUCUCUGGUCUAUGUUCAGCUCGACAUACCGUGAUACAGCAGCGAGUCUAUUGUCAGUCCCAGGAAAAGACUCACGACUCGCAUUGCUUCCGCAGAAGUUUCUUGAUGCUUGUGUGUUACGACAGUCUGAAGAUUCUGCUCAGAGAAAUUGUUGCUAG